Messenger RNA from Hordeum vulgare subsp. vulgare (domesticated barley), 991 nucleotides. Its product is annotated as transmembrane ascorbate ferrireductase 2. The record is from RefSeq and is a predicted model, not a curated record. Bases 63 to 767 code for a protein of 234 amino acids. The transcript is spliced from 4 exons. Gene Ontology annotation, molecular function: oxidoreductase activity. NCBI's taxonomy places the organism in Eukaryota, Viridiplantae, Streptophyta, Magnoliopsida, Poales, Poaceae.
CUUUGCUCUGGUUUCCCUAACCGUCAUUCCCUCUUACACGCUCGAUCUCGCCGACCGAGGCGAUGGCGGCGGUACCCGCGGUGAGGUUCCCGAUGUUCGGCCUCGUACGCCUGCUUGGCGUGGCCGCGGCGGCGGUCAUCCUCGUCUGGGCCGUCCACUUCCGCGGCGGUAUGGCGUUCUCCGCCGAGAAAGACAAGCUCCUCAUCUUCAACGUGCACCCUGUGCUCAUGCUGAUUGGAUUGGUUGUCCUGAAUGGUGAAGCUCUUUUGGCGUACAAGACAGUUCCAGGAACCAAGAAACUGAAGAAGUUAGUACACCUUACGUUGCAGUUCCUUGCCAUGUUCAUGAGUCUAGUUGGCCUCUGGGCUGUCUGGAAGUUCCACGAUGAAAAAGAAAUUGACCACUUGUACACACUUCACUCCUGGUUGGGCCUUUCUUGCAUCAUCAUCUUCAGCUUGCAGUGGGCUGCUGGAUUUUUGACCUUCUGGUACCCUGGAGGAUCUAGAAGCGACAGAUCAUCCCUACUCCCCUGGCAUGUGUUCUUGGGUGUAUUUCUCUAUGUUCUUGCCAUCGCCACAAGCGUGACAGGACUUCUGGAGAAAUCAAUCUUCAUGCAGAGUGCGAAAAUGAUCGGGCGCUUCUCCACAGAAGCGAUGUUGAUGAACACACUGGGGAUGAUGCUGAUACUACUAGGAGCUCUUGUUAUUCUUGCUAUUUUUAACCCUGGAGCUGGCAAGAUGGACACAUACCGAGGUUCUUCAGAGUGAGGGAAUAGAAGGGAAAGGGCAGUAUGUGGUUCUUGGGCUGCAGCUAGUCAUAAAGUACAUCUUUCUUGCUUCAACUUAGGAAAUUUUAUAUGUAUGUGUCAUUGCCCUCUGGGCUGUUGUCUUUUUUUUUAUGUGCCAAUUGAACGAUUAGCUGUUGUCAGGAACUUUUCCCCUAUCCAUUCUACUCCCUCCGUUUUUAAAUAUAAGUUUUUUUAGAGAUUUCA